AUGAACGGAAAUUUACCGGAAGCCUCAGACUUGGAUGCAGUCGACUAUGACCCCAUAGAUCAUUUGAACAUCCUCUUUUCCCAUCCGUCCGCCGUAUCGUCUAUUAGCGAAGUGUCAAAGACCCUACAGAGCCACCAGAAUGCGCUGUCCAACGAAAUCUCGGCCCUGGAGACUGAGCAGGCUUACGGGCCUGACUCCAGUUUGGAGCGCAUGCAAUCGGCACAAGCUGAGCUCGCCCAGCUUUUCCGCAAGAUAGAGACGGUGCGGUCACGAGCGAUCGAGACGGAGCAAAACAUCACAUCCAUGACGGCCGAUAUUAAGAGACUUGAUGGCACAAAGCGCAACCUGACACUGAGCAUGACGGCCCUCAAGCGGCUACAGAUGCUGACGACAGCGUAUGAGCAACUCAGGGGGCUGGCCAAGACGCGACAGUAUCGAGAGUGUGCAGGACUGUUGCAGGCUGUACUUCAGCUCAUGAAGCACUUUAAUAGUUACCGGAGCAUUGAGCAGAUUGCGACGCUCAGCAGAGGCGUGGCUGAGCUGCAGCGGGAGCUCUUGGAGCAGGUCUGCGAGGACUUUGAGAUGGCAUUUGCAAAAAGCGAGGUUGGCGCUCGCAGGGGGACACUCGUCGAAGCAUGCCUCGUCAUGGAUGCCCUUGGGGACUCGGCCAAGGCUCGUCUCAUGACAUGGUACGUCAACACAGAGCUGCGAGAGUACCGACAGGUCUUCCGCGGGAACGACGAGGCUGGCAGCCUGGACAACAUCGGACGGCGAUAUGCAUGGUUUAAGCGGAUGAUGAAAACCCACGAUGACGAGCACGCCAUGAUCUUUCCUCCUCACUGGAGGGCCAACGAGACGUUGGCGACGGCGUUUUGCGACGGAACUCGCGAUGACUUCAAAGGUAUCCUGGAGCGGAGUAUGCGGCGAACCGAUGGCAACAAGAUUGACGUCAACCUACUUCUGAGCUGUCUUCAGGAGACGCUGGACUUUGAGCAGAGCCUCGAGAAGCGGUUCGCGACGUCAUCGAGAGCGAGCAUUGAUACGCUUGGCUCGGUUGAAGAGAAGACGCAUAGCUUUCACGGACUCAUCUCUGUUGCGUUUGAGCCGUACUUGAGCUUAUGGGUUGAGUCGCAGGAUAAGCAGCUUGCGGCCAUGAUACCAAAGUACCGCAACCAGCCGCUCAUCCCGCCGGACGAGGAGUUCUCCCCUCAAGCUGUCAUGACGUCUGCGAUCGAGUUGUUUCACUUCUACAAACUCACGCUGUCACAAUGCGCGAAGCUAUCCACUAGCGAGCGUCUCCUUGACCUGGCCAAGACUCUUGCCAAAUACCUGGAUGAGUAUGCACAGCAAGUUCUGCUAUACAGGCUGCAGUCAGGAGGCCCCCAAGGUCCCCCGAUCGAAGAUGUGGUGCUUGUUCUAAACACAGCAGACUUUUGGCACGUCAACACCAGUCAGCUCGAGGAGAGCAUCAAAAAGCGUAUUGAUAGCGAGCUUGUGCCCAAGGUAGACCUAUCGUCGCAAUCGGAUGCCUUCCUAGGCGUGGCGAGCGCAUCUGUGCUGGCGCUUGUACGAGCAGUGGAGGUGGACUGCGAGGGUGUCUGGCGUGAGAUGAAGAACACCAACUGGAGCACAAUGGAGAGCGUGGGCGACCAGAGCUCGUACGUAGGAGAGCUGGUGAAGCAUGUGGAUGGUAAGGCAGCAGAGAUUCUCGCCGUUGUCUCGAAGCAGCAGUAUGCCAGGGCGCUCUGCGACAAUCUGGUGGAGCAUCUGGCGACAGGCUAUCUCAGUAGCAUUGUGCAGUGCCGGCCUAUCUCUGAAGUCGGCGCAGAGCAGAUGCUACUGGACAAGUAUGUUCUCACCAAGGCGUUUGAGAAGCUGCUGCUACACCACGCGUCGUUCUCCGGACAGGACGCACCCCCAUCGAGCUUUGUACGGAGAGUUCAACAUUGCAUGAGCCGCUUUGACCCCUUGCUCAAGACAUUGCAAGUGCGGCCCUCACCACCAGAGGGAUUGGUGCAGGCGUACUUGAUUCACAUCGCGGACCGAUCCGAUACCAACUUCAAGAAGAUCUUGGAGUUGAAGGGCGUUCGCAAAGCAGAUCACGCACAUCUCAUCGAGCUCUUUGGCAUUCACCGAGACAGCACGCCUAAUGAGAAGUUGGUGGCUAGCUCACCGCUACUGGCGCCUCUCAUGACCUCGUCAAGCUUGGGUAGCAGCGUCGGCGCUGGUGCUUUGGGUUCCAUGAACCCGACUAUGGCAGCAGCAGUAAGCCCACGGUUCGAGGCAGGAUCACUGGGCGAGAAGUUGCUCAGUGCGGCUAGGGAUAUCAGCCAGAGCAGCACGGGCAUGGGAGGCGCAGCAGGACAGACAGGACUGGAGAAGGCUACGAUUAACGAGAACCUUCGCAACUUUGGCAAGUUCUUCAAGAGGGAUAUUGGAGCACUAGGCGCGAGGUUUGGAAAGCGAGACGGCAGCGUGGGAGCUGACGAAGGACAGCGUUAG
This is a messenger RNA of Fusarium falciforme, 2502 nucleotides long. RefSeq lists its product as hypothetical. Gene Ontology annotation, biological process: retrograde transport, endosome to Golgi. Gene Ontology annotation, cellular component: GARP complex. The record is from RefSeq and is a predicted model, not a curated record. The transcript is spliced from 3 exons. Bases 1 to 2502 code for a protein of 833 amino acids. Lineage: Eukaryota; Fungi; Ascomycota; Sordariomycetes; Hypocreales; Nectriaceae.